GCACAACCCACGGAACCCAUCACCACCACCGCCACAGCCGCUCAAAACACCGCCCACCAUGCAUCUCAUGUACACCCUCGACUCCGAAGGCAAGCGCGUCUAUACUUUGAAGAAGGUCGUCGGCAGCGAAGUCACCAAAUCUGCACAUCCGGCCAGGUUCUCGCCUGAUGACAAGUAUUCGCGACACAGAGUCACUUUGAAGAAGAGAUACGGUCUGCUGUUGACCCAGCAGAAGGAUAAGGUGGUGCUUGGACAGUAAAUCAUCUUCCGGAAAGAAAUACAUAUGGGCUUAGCGAGGCGUUUGAGGGCGUGUUUUGGGGGAUGUAGAAGAUGAGCUGGGUGAUUGUUUUGCUGGCAGGAAGUGAUCAUCUUACUGAUAGAAGAGAUGGAAGACAAUGGGACACCUUUUCGAGAUUUUCGUCCCUUUGACGUCGGAAUGUUGAUCGCCACGUGGGUGGUACUUGAUCGCACCUACCUAUUCGGAAAUGUUCUAUCUGAGGUAUGCUGGCUGAAUGCAGCAUUCUUUUGGCAUUCACUGUCUCAGCUCACUUCACUGCUCACUUAUGUAUGAGACAUCACGAUCAGCGUGUUACUCACUUGUUCAGGCACUUUCAACACAAACUCCAAUCAAACGACUUCCAG
Messenger RNA from Sphaerulina musiva SO2202, 642 nucleotides. Its product is annotated as ribosome biogenesis protein Nop10. The transcript has 3 exons. Gene Ontology annotation, biological process: positive regulation of telomerase RNA localization to Cajal body; rRNA pseudouridine synthesis; ribosome biogenesis. The coding region runs from base 59 to 259 and encodes 66 amino acids. Gene Ontology annotation, molecular function: box H/ACA snoRNA binding; telomerase RNA binding. Gene Ontology annotation, cellular component: box H/ACA snoRNP complex; box H/ACA telomerase RNP complex. The record is from RefSeq and is a predicted model, not a curated record. Lineage: Eukaryota; Fungi; Ascomycota; Dothideomycetes; Mycosphaerellales; Mycosphaerellaceae.